Messenger RNA from Herpailurus yagouaroundi (jaguarundi), 4449 nucleotides. RefSeq names its product protein phosphatase 2 regulatory subunit B'gamma (gene PPP2R5C). NCBI's taxonomy places the organism in Eukaryota, Metazoa, Chordata, Mammalia, Carnivora, Felidae. Gene Ontology annotation, cellular component: cytosol; nucleus; protein phosphatase type 2A complex. Bases 14 to 1720 code for a protein of 568 amino acids. Gene Ontology annotation, molecular function: protein phosphatase activator activity. The record is from RefSeq and is a predicted model, not a curated record. Gene Ontology annotation, biological process: signal transduction; protein dephosphorylation. The transcript is spliced from 16 exons.
GGUGGCGGCGGGGAUGGCCGAAUCACCAAAAGCAGGAAAAAGUUCCAAAGAAGGACAAGACAUAAUAGAAUCAGAGAUUUCCGGCAGGAAAAACAACCUUCCUGCUACCCCGUCUACUGUAUCCAGCAAAAUAAAAGUGCCCGCCGCUCAGCCCAUAGUGAGGAGGGACAAGCGGCAAAACUCUUCGAGGUUCAGCGCCAGCAACAACAGAGAGCUUCAGAAACUACCGUCUUUGAAAGAUGUUCCUCCUGCUGAUCAAGAGAAGCUUUUUAUCCAGAAGUUGCGUCAGUGUUGUGUCCUCUUUGACUUUGUUUCCGAUCCACUGAGUGACCUAAAGUGGAAGGAAGUAAAACGAGCUGCUUUAAGUGAAAUGGUAGAAUAUAUCACCCAUAACCGGAAUGUGAUCACAGAGCCUAUUUACCCGGAAGUAGUCCAUAUGUUUGCAGUUAACAUGUUUCGAACGUUACCACCUUCCUCCAAUCCUACGGGAGCAGAAUUUGACCCCGAGGAGGACGAGCCGACGUUAGAGGCGGCCUGGCCUCAUCUACAGCUUGUUUAUGAAUUUUUCUUAAGAUUUUUAGAGUCUCCAGAUUUCCAACCUAAUAUAGCGAAGAAAUAUAUUGAUCAGAAAUUUGUAUUGCAGCUUUUAGAGCUCUUUGACAGUGAAGAUCCUCGAGAGAGAGACUUUCUUAAAACUACCCUUCACAGAAUCUAUGGAAAAUUCUUAGGCUUAAGAGCUUACAUCAGAAAACAGAUAAAUAAUAUAUUUUAUAGGUUUAUUUAUGAAACAGAGCAUCACAACGGCAUAGCAGAAUUACUGGAAAUCCUGGGGAGCAUAAUUAAUGGAUUUGCCUUACCACUAAAAGAAGAGCACAAGAUUUUCUUAUUGAAGGUGUUGCUACCUUUGCACAAAGUGAAAUCUCUGAGCGUCUACCAUCCACAGCUGGCGUACUGCGUCGUGCAGUUCUUAGAGAAGGACAGCACCCUCACCGAACCGGUGGUGAUGGCCCUUCUCAAAUACUGGCCAAAGACGCACAGUCCGAAAGAAGUCAUGUUCUUAAAUGAGUUAGAAGAGAUCUUAGACGUAAUCGAACCAUCGGAAUUUGUGAAGGUCAUGGAACCCCUCUUCCGGCAGCUGGCCAAGUGUGUGUCCAGCCCACACUUCCAGGUGGCGGAGCGAGCGCUCUAUUACUGGAACAAUGAGUACAUCAUGAGUCUAAUCAGCGACAACGCGGCCAAGAUCCUUCCCAUCAUGUUCCCGUCCUUGUACCGCAACUCCAAGACCCACUGGAACAAGACAAUACACGGCCUGAUCUACAACGCACUGAAGCUCUUCAUGGAGAUGAACCAGAAACUGUUUGACGACUGUACCCAGCAGUUCAAAGCGGAGAAGCUGAAAGAGAAGCUAAAAAUGAAAGAACGAGAAGAAGCGUGGGUUAAAAUAGAAAAUCUAGCCAAAGCAAACCCCCAGCAUGCGGCGUGUGGUGAAGCGAACACCGUGAGCCUCCCGGUGGCAAUGGGGACGGACAGGCCUCUGUCUGAAGAUGUGCAGACGCUGAGAGAGACAGUGAGUGGACAGGCCCUCCAGGCCGAGAAAGAUCUGAAGAAGGACCGGCCCCUCGUGCGCCGCAAGUCUGAGCUGCCUCAGGACCUCCACACCAAGAACGCCUUGGAGGCUCACUGCAGAGCUGACCAGCUGGUCUCCCAGGACGGGCGCUAGUCCCCCCGAGGACCGCGUCGGGCUGGGGACACCUGCUCUCUCCUGGAGUCUGUAGAAAAUACAUCCCUUGUGUGCCAUACAAAUCAGUUACACUCAGAGUCCGAGCUUUUCUUCCACCCCGUUCUGUAGGCAGCGACACACUCUGCCUCAGCUCGAGAUUAGGAGUUCAAACAAUGGUGGCUUCCCCGAUGUGUCCGUGGAGCCCGAGGGCCACCAGCCGCGUCCCCGGCGCGUCGUCUCGGCCCCCGCACGGCCCCCGUAAGACGGCUUCCCCAAAUCAGAGCUAAGGAGAGCACCCUAGACAUCUUCACGUUCGGCCCAGACGGAAUCCGCGAUCGUUUACCGUAAGUGGUUCUGUGGUCGUGUCGAUGUGCUUCAGAUCAGAGGAACACUUGAAACAGAAACGCAUCGCGUAUUCUUGAAGACUCUACAACCUCUUCGAUUGUUUCCACGUGACUGUUGCGCCAGUAGUCAGUCGUUUGCUCUCCUUGCCCUCUCUCUUUUUUUCCCUUUUCAUCUCGUUGAAGUGGUCCUUUGCUGUCGUCAUUCUAACACAACUUACUGGGGAAAGUGACAUGACAAUCCUCGGCCACUGUGUUUUCCUGAGGUGUUUCUUUACUUUGCCUGAUGACCCGUGUGCCGUGUUACUCUCGUGUACAGCUAAAGCCAUACUUCCAAGCCCGCGGCCCAGCACCAGGGACUCCACGAGUGAGCUCGUAGGAGAAACGUGUUUUUAGAAAACGCCUUUCUCCAUCCACCUUGACCGGAAUUGGAAUUUUAAAACGAUGUGUCCCCUUUUUUCUUUUUUCUUUGCAUUUUUUUUGUCUCUACUGACACACGGUUGCCCUUUAACGAGGCUCUUGAAUGAAUAAAAUUCUCAUCUCUAAGAAUUGAUAUGAUACAUUUUGUAGAAAGUUAGAACGAGACCCUCUCGAGCUCGGCCAGUCCGGCCCCCGCCUCUGGGCAUAAAGUAACAAAAAUGCCACCCAACGCCACCGUCCGUGUCGGGCGCGGGCCCGAGGGCUCGGACAGGCAGCCGCCAGGGCUGCGGUGAGUCCCUCCCAGCCGACCAGAGCACGCGGUAUAAACACCUCAUCAGGAAAAGACACUGUCUGAGUUUCCAUGGGUCUUCAAAUGCUGCUAUAGAUCCACAGAUUUCCCUGCAUGUUCUGAGCUUUCUGUUUGAAUGGAACCGCACGAGGAGAAAAACCCUUCACCCGGGGUGCGUCUACUCCGUAUUUCUCUCAGGGUGGCCAGUAUUUUGACUUCCUUAUCCUGCUUGAAAGCUAUUUGAGAUGUGUACUGCUAUCCCGAGCAAGUGAUUCAGUUUCCUUGGUCUGUGGCAUAAGAUGAUACAAGUCCGUGUUAAAUGUCGCUGAUGCACAGAAGAUAAGAUGUGGCUUCUCUCAGGCUGUCUGUUCCGACUCGAGGUCGUGGGUGUCCGCUGACACGCUGUGGGAAGCGGACAUGGGCCCCGGGCAGCUGUGACGCCUGCUGCUCCCGGGGUCGCCUCCGUCCCUCCGUCCGCGACGUCUGUGUCCCCGUGUCCCGGAGGAAGGUUGCAGAGGGGGGUGGCGGGGUGGGCCCCGUGUUCGGAGCAAGGGCUCACUGAAAAAAACUGCCCCAGCUGGAAGCAGGAAGGGCCACCUUGGGAGAAGAAGUGCUUCCUGAGAAACUUGACAAGUACCUAUCAAUUGUACCAUUACGAAAUGUAUCCUUUAAAAACAAAAAGUUUAGAUGCCUUCUCCUUUUGAGGGAAAAAGGGUGCUUUUUAUCGUAUAAAGCAGCGUCUUCUGUAUUUUGAUACACCAUUGUUUGAACUUCCGUCUUUAGCUGGUAGAUCCUCAGAUAUCCUUGAUUUUGGAUGUUCAGUAUGUGUCGAGAGAGAGGGUCCUGGGAAGGCCCCCCCCUCUGCCCUCGGUGAAAAGCGAAAUAUCCGUGUCUGGGUGACUGUAUAAAGCUCAGCCUGUAAAAACACCUUUUCUGUCGAGCUUUUAUCUCUGCUCUUUAUUGAAGACAAACAUUCACCGAAAAGGGGGGGAAAAAAAAGUUUGAGAGAAACUAAUUUUCUUUGACGAGAGUAUUAUUUCAUAUUUUGGCCUCUUAAAGUUUUCCUAGUUAGUACUCAGAUUCCCUGUGCUAAUUGUUCGACUUAUAUAAGAUACACCAUUUAUUAUAUUAUAUAGAUACACCGUUUAUCCUGCACCAAACUGAUUUCAAAAGUACGACAUUGAGAACAAACCGGUGACUGUUUUUCUUCAUAAAGUCCUGCAUUCGGCAUCUUCACUGUUUCCAGACUGUAUCUGUACAUCAGAAAUGUCACUAUUCCGAGUGUCUUUUUAGUGUGGCUUUAGUAUGGCUUCCUUUUAAUAUUGUACAUACAUUGUAUCUUUGUUUUAUGGUAAUAAGUAAUAAAAAUGUAGACUUCAUAUUUUGUACAAAAUGUCCUAUGUACAGAAUAAAAAAAAGUUCAUAGAAACAGCAAAAAUAGGUAAGUGGCACAAUUAUUUUUCUUUAGAAGAUAUCUGUAACUUUACGCUUUAGUGAAAUGUUAAGUACCUACAUAUUUUUUAACAUUUUGUAAUCCAGAACUUUUUGUUUCGACAUUGUUUAUGAAGAGGAAACUUCAUACACUCGCCAUUUAAUAUGCUCUUUUAUCUAAUUUUAAAAAACUCUAAAAAUGGUGUAUUAUAUGGACUAAAUAAAGAACAUGUGAAUUUUACUGCUCA